ACAGUCUCAAUAUCAACUCAAAGCGCAGUCACGGAAAUGAAUGGAAGACCAAAAAUAGGUCGGUCAUCACAAGGUCUAUCUCUCUCUUCCCCUAUGAACCGGAAGUACGAAGCAUAAGAUCCAAUCUUUCUUGCUCCAAUCACCUCUGAGUCCAAAUCCACCAAAACCCAAACCUUUCUCCGAAAGAGAGACCCCUAACAGAGAAAAAGCUCCCACCUUUCCUCGUUUUCUCCUCAAUUCUUCUAUUCCUCUUCCUAUCUGUACCUUCUCCAAUCCAAAUCCAUCCUCUUUCUCCGCGCCAGAAGAUGGCCUCCACCCGGAACCCCUCCUUCACCAAUCCAGAUCCCUGCUCCCACCUCGCCGAGUAUCGCCAAACCCACGGCUUGAAGGGCUACAGCUCCCUUCAAGCCCACCUCCGAACCGCCCCCAGCGGCCGCACGGCGAUCGGAAAGCUCCCGUCUUUGAUCCGCUGGUGCGCCCUCUGCUCCCUUUGCCGUGGCCGCCUCUACCUCUGCCUGAUCUGCUCCUCCGUCUCCUGCUCCGACCAUGCCGCCGCCCAUAGCCGGUCCAACCCCGGCCACGACAUCGCCGUCGACGUCGACCGAGCCGAGCUCUUCUGCUGUCGCUGCGCCGACCAGGUUUACGAUCCCGACUUCGAUAUCGCCGUCAUGGUGAACCAGAUCGUGAAGCUGCCGGAAAGCCGGGAGAGCGGCCGCGGCCGGAAGAGGAGGGCGAAUCCGGUGAAUUUUAAGGACGGGGGGUUGAGGGAGGCGGGUCUUGGGGCGGGCCGGGCGGUAAAGAUCCAACCUUGCCACCCUUGGGGGCUCAGAGGGUUGAAUAAUUUGGGUAAUACUUGCUUCAUGAAUUCCGUUCUUCAGGCGUUGCUCCACACGCCGCCGUUGAAAGAUUACUUCUUGAGUGAUCGCCAUGGCCGGGAGUUCUGCCGCCGGGUGAGGAGGAGGACGAGGAGAUGGGGGAUGGUGUCAGGGGAGCUGCCAUGCUUGGCUUGUGAUGUAGCUGGGGUGUUCUCGGAGGUAUUCUCUCGGGAUCGGAGGCCGUAUAGCCCUGCUCAGUUUCUCUACAGUUGGUGGCAGCAUUCAUCAGACCUUGCCGGCUAUGAGCAGCAGGAUGCCCAUGAGUUUUUCAUCUCAAUGCUUGACAGGAUUCAUGAAAAGGAGCAACCUGACCUCCAAAACAGAGGAGCUGGAGAUUGCCAUUGCAUCGCACAUAGAGUAUUUUCUGGGGUCUUGAGGUCGGAUGUCACUUGCAGCGUCUGUGGUUUCACUUCUACCACUUACGAUCCAUGUGUUGACCUAUCACUUGACCUGGAGCCAUGCAAUGGAAUGAAAUCCAAUGAUAAUUCCAGAAUUUCUACUUUAAUGGGAUGUUUGGACCUCUUCACAAGGCCUGAGAAGUUGGGCUCCGACCAGAAGCUAUACUGCCAACACUGUGAAGUGAGGCAAGACUCGGUGAAGCAGAUGUCCAUCCGAAAGCUUCCAUAUGUCCUGUGCUUCCACGUCAAAAGAUUUGAGCAUUCCUUGAUCAGAAGAACAUCAAAAAAGAUAGACCAGAAUUUGCAAUUCCCCUUUUCGCUCGACAUGAUGCCAUACCUAUCUUCAUCCAUCAUAAGGAACAGGUUUGGCAAUAGGAUCUUUGCUUUUGAAGGUGAUGAAUCGGACAUGUCGAGUGAAUUUUCUUCCGAGUUUGAGGUGUUUGCUGUCAUCACCCAUAGCGGAAGGUUGGAAUCAGGCCAUUAUGUCACUUAUCUUCGGCUAAGAGACCAAUGGUAUAAGUGUGAUGAUGCUUGGAUCACCCAAGUGACCGAAGGUGUAGUGCGAGCUUCACAGGUCUACAUGAUGUAUUAUUUGCAGAAGCAUGGGAAGUGAACUAUUUCUUAUCGCUUCAUGUUAUGGGGGAUGACCUAACGGCCGUGCCCAUGAGAACCACGCUCUCCUGGUUGCUUGCAAAGAAGAACAGUAGAAAUAACUGAUUGAAGACCUCUGCUAAGAGAAGGUGAUGACAUGAAUAUAAAGAGAAAAUGUAGUCCUUUGGUUACCAAUUGAUGAUUCUUUGAUUGCUGAAGUAUGAUGCCAUCUACUCUGUACCCCAAAAAAAGGCUUCAUAUUUUAUAACAAUUCUUUCAUCACUUUUGCUUUGCAUUCUUCGGUUCAGAUUCAGGGUUAGCAUGUUCUACGGUGGAACUGUAUCAGAAGCAUGACAGGAAAACAGUCUUAAGUAUCACUAUGAUCAUCUUAAAAUUGAGACCUAUGCCAUAGUUGUCUGUUUAUGGGAUUUUGCUGUGGUAAUUAAUAUAUAUUGCACAGAUGGUAAGCGAUGUCCAAGGUUGGUAGACUGGUUUGCUUGAGAAUGGUCACUUAAGAGUCCCUUGUUCCUGUCAGCCAGCUUCCCCUUGUGGAGAACGCUCGGAUUGUUAGCUACGGCAGCAGACUGGUUGCUUCAGAAAGCAUCGAAGAACGUUUUUGCCACCAAGAAGGCUCUUAUUAUUGGUUUGGACUAAACAAUAAUGAUUCAUUAAAUCCUAUCAUGGAGAAAUAUUUCUUAUUAUUGGUUAGUUCGCACUAAAAGAUUAUUCAAGAAACUCCUGGUCCAACAUUUAGUGUCUUCCAUGACCAACAAAUUUGCUGGCCACUUGACUCUCCCAAGUAUUUGGUGACCAGUUUAUAGAGGCCCAAAUAACACAAAAUCAGAACCCUAAAGUAAUUGACGUCUGUCCUCUGGAUUGACCGUCAUUUUAUGUUUGAUUUCUCAUGACUCAAAAACUAUUCUUGUCUCUCAUUUGUGAAGGCCAUCCUAAGUUGAAGUCUCCAGUCCUUUAAGCAUUUAUGCAUAACCGUGUAUACAACUCUGUGCAGAAAAACGCAUAAUUGUUUACCAAUCACUGGCCUAACCAUGUAUAAAGAUGAUGUAUAAGAUGCUAAAUGUGAAGUGACAGUUCAACAAAGGACCAUGUGUUAAUUACUCUCA
Messenger RNA from Elaeis guineensis (African oil palm), 2985 nucleotides. Its product is annotated as ubiquitin C-terminal hydrolase 22. The record is from RefSeq and is a predicted model, not a curated record. Gene Ontology annotation, biological process: protein deubiquitination. NCBI's taxonomy places the organism in Eukaryota, Viridiplantae, Streptophyta, Magnoliopsida, Arecales, Arecaceae. Gene Ontology annotation, molecular function: cysteine-type deubiquitinase activity; zinc ion binding.